CUCUCGGUCGGUAUCAGACGCACCGCGUUUGAGAAGUUGGCGGCUCUGGCCGUCAAAUCCUCGGACGACUGCGCGGGCCUUGAUCGCAUUGCGCAACAGUCAGGAGCUCCUUGUCAGACAGAUGGCGCUCUGGACGGUAUCCUGAAGAACCAAGCCCCAACCUCUCGAGUCCCAAUGGGAAUCCGUGAACUCGAUGUUCUUCUCGCUCUAUGCAAAGCUGCGUCCUCCGUGACAGAACUACAAUACGCCGAUCGCUUGAUCGUCCAACUAUCACAGUACCUUCCGGAGUCCCCUACCCAGAUAUUCCGGCCCUCGCCAUUCUUCCAAAGCGUCCAGCCAUCACCAUGGGAAUCUCUCUCUUACAACCUUACCUCAGCACUGCUGUCCCUGGGUACGGAGUUUCCUACCCUGCGUGAACCUGUUCUAUCGGCGGUGACGGGAUAUUUGAACAAUUGCAGGGAGGCUAUCAAUGCUGUGACCCCAUUCCAGUAUUCCUCGGAGGGCGGGAGGCGCGGGGUGGUUCACGAGUCGAUUGCCAUCCUGUCGAUAGCUGUAUCUCUUGCUGGCUUUUUGGACGCUUCGGCAAAGCACACUACGGUCUGGACUCCAGGAGAGAAGCUUUGGAUAAUCGAUCAACUGCGAAGCAUGCUCUCAGAGUCGUUUCUGAUCGGAGUGGAAACCGCGUCUUCAACUAUUCGCAACGCCGGGGGCUCUGAAGCCAGCGUCAAGGACUGGCGCAAGUACACUCGGCGGUAUGCGCACCACGGACGACCGCUUGGAGCUAUGUUACUACAAGAGGGCUUUAUGCACUUCGUGAAGUCCUGUGCUGCAUCAUUGAUCGGCUCUCAGCACUUGUCGGAUAGCCAGUUGUUGGAUGAGUACAUGGCGGGCGUCGGUAUUGCCAAGAGCUAUGAUGACGCCGACAUUGCUUUAAUUGAGCGAGUUACGGAUCUCAUAAGUGAAGAAAUUCAUUUGCUAGAGGAUGGAGCUGAUUACUUGCAAGUUGGCUCUCCAUCCCAACAGCAGCUGGCUUUUGCGGUUAAAAGAGACGCGCUUAUCGGCUUCCUUAACUGCGUGGUCUUGGGCGAAGAUGCAGGAAACAAUGAUACUCUUUUGUCCUGGCUCGAAGAGACCUUGGCCGAUCCUCAGCAAAUGGCUAAUGCAGAACUGGCAAAGGCUGCCCUCAAAUGCACUGCUAUUCUCGCGCGGAUGUCGCCGAACGGGGCAGGCGUUGCAAGGCGGUCCCUCUUGAAAUUUAUUGCUCAGGGAGGAGGUGCCCUGAAUGGUUCAAUUAUUGCCGUUGCUUCCAAAUGUUUGGCGCACGUCCUGAACAUUCUCUCCGAGGACGCUGUCAUUGCUACUUUGUACUCACUCGGUAAUGCCUUAAGCCCCGGACCUGGUGCCGACAAGUUCAAUGAUCAAAGUGGAGACGUUUCAAGCCCUCUAGCAAGAUAUUCGCAAGGAGGUAUUACCAGCCAGACAUCCCUCCCGACCCCCACGGAGGAUGAAAGCCUCGUGCACAGAGAUGUGGUUCAUGCCAUUGUAAUCAUUGCGACUAGUUGCAACGAUGACAAAAUCAGUGCUCUUGCUCAAUCUAUGCUUCUCCAGAAGGUUGGCAAGCUUAACGUUCUCGUCGAUGCCUACAUCAUCCAAGAGACUGCAGUUCUUGCCAUUAGCGGUGGGAAGCCAGAAUUUCAACUUCUAUUGAAAUUCUACACUCGUAUCUUCCUGGAUGGUGUCCGUAAAGGCUUGACCGUCAUCACGGAUGCUGUUGAGUGCGCGAUGGCUUACCUCGCUGUAACUCUCGAACGGACAUCUGUUCUGCAUGGGCUGUACUUGACACACCUCCUUGAGAGUAUUGUUAACAAGGGAGAUGUUCCAGACGUUGAGAGUGAGCGUCACGAAAUACUCUUUUGGUCUCUGCAAGUAGUUCGUCGGAAACCCCACAUCCGAUCCAGGGUUACGACGAUGCUAUCUCUGUCACUGUUCCGUGAUGCUUGGUUCAAUAUCGCGAUUCACGGAAUUACACUCAAUUCGAGUGUUUGCCAAGCGCAUGAGAAGGAACUUCGCUUGCUCGCUAGCCACUCCCCUCCACUUGUGGCUGAAGAACGCAUGGAAUCCUUGGAGAGUGACGUUGAGCUGAAUACAGUUCUCCGGAGAGGAAUGGGCCCACAAAGAAUGCUUGACCAGAAGAGGACUUUGAUUAACGAGCUUCCUGGCCAUGACUCGGACAUUAAGCGUUUAGAUUAUCCACGCGCCGUCUUCUUGAACGCUUCUCUGCUUGUCGAGAGUCUUCGUUCAUCUUCUGGAGACUGUACUAAGAUCCUACGAUACUUCCGUGACCCAUCUCUGUCCACCGCGGAAAUGGUCGCUUGUAUGAACGCCAUUGCCGAGAAAACCACCAGUUAUUAUCUCACUCGCACUUUGUCAGAGAAGUAUGACGAAUUCUCAGCCCCUUACCUCUCCAAGCAACUUGCUACAUUUCUUGUGGCUUGCUGCCACCGCAUUGAACGAGUUCAGAGUAUUGCUAUUAUCUGCACAGACAAGAUCAUUCGCGAAUGCCCCUCUGCGCUGUGCGAGAAGCAUUCGCUUUUUGCCUUGCUGGAGAUUCUGACAGUGAUGUGGUCAUCUUGUCUUCAGGGCGAACUUGAUGAGUAUGAGUGGCAGCCCACCCUCCUCUCGCCAAUGGGGAUUGUGAGGGUUGAUCUACCUGACAAUUAUGUCCUACGAAAGGUCACACUUGACAGGUUCCUGGCCCGCGCGCGGGGUUGGGUCACCACCGUUGUGAAUAUUGCACCCUUGGACAUAAAAGGGCUGCUUCAGACGUAUCUAUCCGAGUACGAGGAUGACGGAGGCUAUGGACACAUCGCAAUGGGACGUUCAUUCGCUCUAGAGAUGGGCUCUCUUAUUCCUCAGACUGAUCCCCGCCUGGGAUCUAUCGAAGGCUAUAAUUCCAAUGAUGUUAAUGUCGCGUCCGACUUCAUGGCCCUGUACACGACGCGGCAAAAGUAUCGCCGGCAGGAUAUGUCUCUCUCUGAUAUUCCAGAAAAUGAAUUUCGCCUGACUGAUAGUCCAAGGGUCGAACUUACGACCAACUCGGACUCUGCCGAUAAGCUCGAGUCCUCCUUGGCUCAGCUCUAUGCGCGAAGCAUAGAUGGGCAAGACAUUACCCUACCAGAAGUUCGGAGUGUCCUUCGCCAAGCUGCGGCCCUUAUUUGCAAUAGCAACAAGCCUUGCUUGGCUGUUGUCCAUUAUCUUGUCGCUUUGCCAUUCCAAAUCUUUACCAAGGAGGUUAUUAGGCUUGGAGUCUCAUUGUGGCUCGGUGUCAUUCAUGAAAAUCCCAAUAUCGAACCUCGGGUUUUAGCCGAGGUUGUUGAGGCUUGGGAGAGAAGCAUUCAGCGCAAGAAGGGCCUGUUUGACCCACUCUUCAAGCAGCCCGAUCCUUUCCAGACCGUCAUUGAAACUCAGCCUACCGAUAAAGCUUCGAUGCUCCGAACACAAAACAAGGCCCAAGAAAUCAUAUCUCCUCAUUCCCGCAUUCUUCAGUUUUUCGAGAGUCACUUCAAUGCUAUUCGACUAGGCAAUUUGCAAGACCAACAGCUGUUCUACCGUUUAAUCAGCAGUACUGUUGUUGCAUUGACAAAGACUCAAGGGCACCCUCUGGCUCGCGAGGUUCACUUCCGGAUUGUUCUCUUUGGACUUAACAUCCUGAGUUACUUUAGCCCACGCCACUGCGCUGCAUCCUGGAAACUGAAGGACCAAGUUCUCUCUGCAGCACUGGCCUGGUUCAAGCACCCCCCCAAGAUUAAGGCCGAGGACAAGAUUCUUGGCAAUGUUCUAUCAACGCUGCGGAGCGUGUCAGAUAUUGCUGCCCAAUCCACAGGUGCAUUCAAGUCUCUUCAACCUAAGCAGGAGCUCACUCAAUUGCUCAUCGAGAAUGAGAGAUCACGACUCCGUGUUUGGCUUUUCCCCUUGGAUUCGGAGCGAAAGUACCAUCUGCCCACACUCGGUGGCAAAAACGCAGCGGAGGGUAUCACUUCGUUCCUCCGACUUGCAUGGGCCGAGAGUGCCGGGCUAGCUAUUCAACUUGCAGCGCGGUUCCCGUCGCCUAGGAUGCAGAGCGAUAUUCGCCGGUUAAUCAUGAAUUUCCCAGAGAAGGCCGUUGAAGAAGCUAGCGCUUUGGACAUCAUGUUUGAUUCUUGUCUGCCUUCUGAUGUGAACUUCCAGCUUAAAGGUGAGAUCCAAAUGAUGUACCUGCUCUACUGGGCUCCAGUUAAUCCAACGGAGGCAUUGACAUAUUUCAUGCCUGCGUACGGAAACCACCCAUACAUCUUGCAGUACGCUAUGCGAGCAUUAGAAAGUCAUUCGAUCGAGGUUCGGUUCUACUUUGUGCCGCAGCUGGUUCAAGCUCUCCGCUAUGAUGCCUUGGGCUAUGUCGAGCGAUACAUUAUGGAGACAGCGAAACAGUCACAGCUCUUUGCUCACCAGGUUAUUUGGAAUAUGAAGGCCAACUCGUACAAAGACGAGGACUCUCAAGUCCCCGACCCCAUCAAGCCUACACUCGACCGUUUCAUGGAGAAUCUCAUCUCAACAUUUUCAGUCGAAGAACUCAACUUCUACGAGCGCGAGUUCUCAUUCUUCAAUGAAAUCACAGGCAUUUCAGGAAAGCUCAAGCCAUAUAUUAAAAAGAGCAAGCCUGAGAAGAAAGAGAAGAUUGAAGAGGAGCUGCGUAAGAUUAAAGUUGAGGUGGGAGUUUAUCUGCCAAGUAACCCCGAUGGUGUGGUGGUUGGCAUUGAUCGCAAGUCGGGCAAGCCCCUGCAGAGUCACGCGAAAGCGCCCUACAUGGCGACUUUCCGGAUUCAAAAGACUCGCCCCCGGGUAGAGUCCAAGGAGACUCGGCUUAUCGGUGGAGCACACGAUCAUCAAGUGACCAAAUCUGCCGAGCAAGAGCACGAAAAGUACGAAGUCUGGCAGUCUGCCAUCUUCAAAGUUGGUGAUGACUGCCGACAAGACAUGCUUGCUCUGCAGAUGAUCGCUGCGUUCCAAAGCAUCUUCUCCAACAUCGGACUCGAUGUUUGGGUUUUCCCUUACCGAGUGACUUCCACCGCCCCCGGCUGCGGUGUGAUCGAUGUGCUGCCCAACUCCAUUUCCCGAGACAUGCUUGGUCGUGAAGCAGUGAACGGACUGUACGAUUACUUCAUCUCCAAGUACGGCGGGGAAGACUCUAUUCGAUUCCAAGAGGCCCGUACCAACUUCGUCAAGAGUAUGGCAGCCUACUCUGUCAUUUCAUAUCUGCUGCAAUUCAAGGAUCGCCACAAUGGUAACAUCAUGAUCGACGAUGCGGGCCACAUCAUCCACAUUGAUUUCGGUUUCUGCUUUGACAUUGCGCCCGGUGGUGUGCGAUUCGAGCGAGCGCCCUUCAAGCUGACCUCGGAGAUGGUGGCUGUCAUCAGUGGAACUCAUGAUCCGGCCCAUCACCCCCACAACUCCAAUAGCCAAGGAUUGAGUCUCCCCGGUACCAACUCCUUCAACCCGACCGCUACCCAGCCAUAUAAAUGGUUUGAGUCUCUGGUUGUCAAGGCCUUUCUGGCCUCUCGGCCCUACGCCUCGCAGCUGUCACACAUUGUCUCGUUGAUGCUCGACAGUGGUUUGCCGUGCUUCAAGCCUGAAACUCUGAAGAACUUCCGUGACCGGUUCGUUCUCGAAAGGAGUGAGCGGGAUGCGGCUGAGUUCAUGCGUGAGCUGACGCGCAAGUCCUACAUGAGCCGUUCGACCAAGGGCUACGACCAAUUCCAGUUGAUGACCAACGGUAUUCCUUACUGA
This is a messenger RNA of Penicillium chermesinum, 5823 nucleotides long. RefSeq names its product 1-phosphatidylinositol 4-kinase STT4 (gene stt4). Gene Ontology annotation, cellular component: plasma membrane; cytoplasm. Lineage: Eukaryota; Fungi; Ascomycota; Eurotiomycetes; Eurotiales; Aspergillaceae. The annotation marks the transcript as partial. The record is from RefSeq and is a predicted model, not a curated record. The transcript has 7 exons. Gene Ontology annotation, molecular function: 1-phosphatidylinositol 4-kinase activity. Gene Ontology annotation, biological process: phosphatidylinositol phosphate biosynthetic process; phosphatidylinositol-mediated signaling.